AUGCACGACCCAGUACCGUCGGAUCUCUUGACCAAUGAGUCCAAUCCGUUCGAUCGGCUUCCGCAAGAGAUCCUCGCCGUCAUCUUGCGCCACGUAGCACCAUCCGGCACGUCCUUUCAGCAUGCCUUGGUGUUCAAGCGAUGGCAUCGCGCGGCGUGCCUCGCGCAGUCGUCAGUCCACGUGGCGAAAUCUCGAGCCAUCUCCUCCCCGCGCCUCGUCCUCGCGCUCUCCCGCUUUCCCCGCCUCACCCACCUCCAUAUCGAUCGAGACGGAGUCGAUUUCUUAGACGACGGGUUCCUGACGAUUCUCGCUAAAGGUGCUUGUAACGGGUGUGACAGUAGCGAGGAGGAGCGCGAGCAUGCGUCGUAUAACGAGGGCGAGGCGAAGGACCCGGAGGAAGAGGAGGAGGAGAGUCACGAAGAGCGACUCGGAGCCAUUGGCGCUGGCCAGAGAUUAGAACUGGACGGUACGGCUAGCAGUAGGGCGGGCGGCACUGGUGAUAGAGUGGGCGGCAAUGAUGAUACGCCACACGACAUCCCUUGUUCCAGUGGCAGCAGCUCGUCAGUGGAGAGAAUUCAGAGAAUGACCAUCCCCGGCUACCGCGCAGCAGCACAACGUGCUAUCGCAUCCGCGCUCCAAACUCCGCAUACCCAGCCGCACACCUCCCCUCUCCGCGCUCUCUUCCUCGCGGAGGACCCGCGCUCCCCCGCGCGCAUCACAGCAGCAGGCCUGGACUCCCUCUUCCUCCACUGCCGCCUCUUACACUCCCUCGCCCUGCACUGCGGCCGUGCAAUCACCGCGCUUUCCCCCUCUAUAGUCACACUGCCUGCACUCACAUCCCUAGAUAUUGCCAUGCCCUGCCUGGGAACUGAGCAGUCUAAGGGUGUUGGAGUUGGGGCUGUGCAAGAGCUUACGGAGUUUGCCGGAUUCGAUAAUGGAGAUGAGCCAGUUGGAAAGAGUGGUGGUGCUUGGGUGCAGGAGGCUGGUAAGUGUGCCGGAAGGGAUUGCAGAGAUGCCGAGCAUGCAAGAGGUGGUCUUUAG
Closterium sp. Naga37s-1 is the source of this 1041-nucleotide messenger RNA. Lineage: Eukaryota; Viridiplantae; Streptophyta; Zygnematophyceae; Desmidiales; Closteriaceae. The record is from the annotation of a GenBank genome assembly.